GUUGUGAUAAACUUAUUAAAUAGAUACGGUGCAAUGUCUGACCAUCAGCAACGAAAUCAGAGGUCAAAGGGGGGAGAAAUGGAGCUGGAGGAGGCGGUAGAGAAAGUUCUGCACUGUCUUGCACCAGCAGAUCCCUCUCUAAUGCGACAGACCUCCUCGUCGUCAGGCGUAUUUGACUCUAGUCUGCUAAGUGGUGUACCUGUGGGUGAUGGAAACAUGAAUGACGUCAUAGGAUCUAGUGGCACCAGUCUGGCCCAGAGUGCCUUGCAUAACUCAAUCAACAAUUACGAAUCGCUUGUAGGCUCCCCGCAGAAGCUUACUACGCUGCAGCCGAUGGGCUUUGAACAUGGUGAUGACUCAAUGUUAGACGAAAACCUGGAAGGUGGUCUGAAUGACAGCAUCGAUGAGUCAGAGUUGAUCCAGUGGUGUAUGGAGGGCGAGGAUGAAGAUGAAGAGGAUCUUGAGGGAAGUUUCAUGGAGGAAGACCAACAACAAGAUAUCAAUAUGUAUCAAUCUGCAGAAUCAAAUGUCCAGUCAACAUCCGCUCAAGGAUCAUAUCAGAUGCAAACUCAGCCUAUAAUAUAUUCAGACUCAGCUUCAAAUGGCCAAUCGGCGUCUAGGCACGAGUCAUAUCAACAUCCAGGAAAACAAGUGCAAGUUGAUCAUGAUCCAGAACGGUACAUCGAGUGUGAUUCCGGGAUGAGAAUUGAUCGCCAACUUCUGGAGAACUUAGUAACUGGCAAAUCCGUUCCAGACGUCACUCAGUUCUUAGUGGCUCCUCCUCCUUCCAAACCAGAGCCAGAUGAGCAGGAUCCCAGUGACAGUCUCGGAUUCCACUCAUGGCAGCAAGAGGACGAAGUGGAUGAGCCGACUGAAACCAAGUUCAAUCGGAAGAGCACCGUGAUGUCUGGCAAAGGAGGGGGCAUUGGAAGGAACGUGAAGAAGGGGCUGCAAGGGUUGCCGGAACACUUGAAGGGGUUGCUAGGUCAAGCGAAUCUGUUCCGAGCUCGAGGGAACGACGAAGAAGCUCUAAAACUGGGGCUGGAAAUUAUCAGGCAAUGUCCGAACGUGACAGAGCCCUACUUCACAGUAGCUGCAAUCUACGAAGCCAAUGGAGACGAAGAAAAAGCCAUGCAGUUCUACACAAUCGCCACUCAUUUGGGAAAUACAGAUGUAUUGGUUUAUGAAAAGUUAAUCGAUUAUAACCUGAGAAAGCUGUCCAAGUAUGAGGAAAGAUCGGAAGUUUGGCUUGAAGUUCUUUCAGAGAUUGUUCGCUGCUGCUCUAAAGCUAUAGUAGACUGCACUCGAGCACUGGCUUUUGACCCGACGCUUCAGGAAUCUCUCGACAGAUUUGCUCUCAUAAGAUUACAAUGUCAGCAGAAAUUGAUCGAAUCAGGUCAAGAUAAGUCGGCUAUGAAACGCUAUCUGCUUAUUGUCAAAGACAGAAUAGACAGCGAAAGCUACAGUGAGAUGGCCCAUGAGGUUGUUCAAGGUUUCUUCCAAUGUAAAGAGUCUAUGAGGUCUCUGGAAGUUCUGGAAAAUCUGCGUGUUUUUCACCCCGCUUAUUGUGACAUAGGUGACUUGAAUAUUCUUUUGGAGCUUCUGAUUGCGGCUAAAAUGUAUGGACGUUGUGUGGUGGUUGUGUGCAGAAUGUUUUCAGUGCAAUUGACCACUGUUGAGUCGAAUGUAGAGGCCAAUGAAAAUACAGCGAAUAGCUACUUGGAACUUGAAGAGUUGGACAAAAAGGAGUUCGUUGGUUUGAAGUUAAAGAUAGCCGACAUUCCUCUUCCCAAGUUCAAGUCUAUUUUCAUUCCUGAAGAUAUUCAUAUUGACAUAGAAGUGAAAUUGGCGGUUGCAUUGAUACAUACAGAGAAUGAGCACAUGAUCAGUGGGAUUGUGGAGGAGCUGUUUGGCCAGGAGAAUCUAGAAGACAUCCUGGAUAUGUUCAUGGAUUUGUGCGAGGCUCUGAGAGAGAAGGACAAGUGGGCGGAGGAGUUCGCCAUUUGGAACAGACUCGCACAGCUGCCCACUUUCAUCAAUUCCACGGAUGUGUUGUUCAAACUGAGUGAGUGUUACCACCACCUGGGGGACACACGGACAGCAAUCGACAUGUAUGAGAGGGUGCUGCACAUUGACCACAACCACGUCAAGUCCCGCCUCAACUUGGCCACAUACUACAAAGAUAAUGUCUACGACUCCGCAAGGGCACUUCAAUAUCUGCAGGUUCCUGAUUCAUGCUCUGAUGUGGUGAAAACAGACGAGAGAAUAGUGAGCAUGCGGCUAGAAAUUCAAGAGGCCAGUUCAGAGGAACACUUCUUCCGCACUGUGUAUGAUAUCUUCACCUACGUCUUCUCAACUACGCGUUAUAGCAAGGCGGCUGUAUCACCAAGUAAGAAUAACAGAUCAUCUCCUACCAAGUCCAGUGGCCAAUUGUACGAAGAUGACACAGAGGAUGACGCCCAGGUUGAUCAGAUGAAUGAGGAAGACGACAUUUCACCGUUCGAACGCCGUCGCAUGAUCAAACUGAAGGUAAGAAGUGUUCACGAGCAAGCUAGGAAGCGACUGAACGUGAGCUGGGAUAAAUUCGCCAAAGCAGUUGUGAUCGGACUAAAAUUGGGGUGGAAGAGAGACGUGCUUUAUUUAGUAGUGACAGCUGCCAGUUUCAAUGCUUACCAGCACAGGUUCAGAGACAUCCAGCUGUUCGCAUGUAGAUUGGGCAUCGAGAUGAAAAUGGGAAGGAGUGUCUAUUACUGUGCAAAGACUCUGUUGCAAGUGACCCAGUGCGUAUCCACACAGACGUGGGGACUUUUCAACAUAGUGGGAGGUCUUUUGGGCGACAGCAGACCCCACAAGUUCCUAGUGCACAUGUACAAAACGAGUAACAAGAUCAACAAUUUCUACAAAUCCCUCUUCCUAGCAUUGAGUUCCCUCGAAAGUGGAAGCUACAAAAUCGCACUGGCUGAACUGAGUCUGCAUUUUACAGAACAAGAACAAAACCCCUUGUAUAAUUUCCUCCUCGGCAUUCUCUAUCUUCAUAGCGGGUCUCAGAGGUUUUCAAAGCAGAAAGGGACUUUGUUCACGCUGAGUAUAUUUUUCCUGAAGAGAUAUCACGCCCUACGCAACAACCCACAGGAGUCUUUUUACAACAUCGGAAGGGCAUUUCAUCAGAUUGAACUUUAUCCGCAAGCCAUUGAUUACUACAAAAAGAGUCUGUCAUGUAAACCAUUGGAAGCUGAAAAUUCCUCCAAAGCUUAUUCGACGGAAAUGUACACAGCUCAUAAUUUAUCGCGCAUUUAUUUAAAUUCGGGAGCCAAAGUGCCAGCCAUGAAACUACUGAAACAAUACGCGCUGUGAUUUAUGAGCUUCAGAAUGUUGAUCUACGCGAGCUGAUGUCGGUCGAUGAUGCAAAGUCAAGCAACAGUUGGUGACAUGAGUUGAGUAACCGAGAAAAAAAAAACGUGAACAUUGUUUCGAGAUUCCGAUCCGCUUUUGUUUUUUCUUUUCGAACAGAUCUUGACUAUGAUUUUGUUUUUCAUAAAAUGUCCAAUUACGUUUUGUUCAAAUCGAGUUUGUGAGAAACAUGCGUUUUACUUGAUUGAAUCUGUUUAGCUUAAUUUAGAGAUAUUGGGAGUUAUCGGUGGUAUCUAAACGAGCCAAAGUAUAAACCAGCUACCAGCGGAAAAAAGUAACUGUUGCAAUAAUUGUGUAACAGUUACGACAGUCUUUCAACUUUCGU
Messenger RNA from Symsagittifera roscoffensis, 3736 nucleotides. Its product is annotated as general transcription factor 3C polypeptide 3-like. The transcript has 11 exons. NCBI's taxonomy places the organism in Eukaryota, Metazoa, Xenacoelomorpha, Acoela, Convolutidae. Gene Ontology annotation, cellular component: transcription factor TFIIIC complex. The record is from RefSeq and is a predicted model, not a curated record. Gene Ontology annotation, biological process: transcription by RNA polymerase III. Gene Ontology annotation, molecular function: protein binding. Bases 34 to 3354 code for a protein of 1106 amino acids.